AUGAACUGUUCAACUGCAGGCGAUCAGGACGGCAGCAGUUACGAUGCGGUUGUACAGAGGAUCAAUGGUAUCGCUGAGCAACUCAAGUCGCUAAGGUAUGAGUGCGCCAACUGCUUAAACAAAAUACGUCAUGAUAAGGCUGUGUUCUCGUGUAGAGAUUGCUACUGUAUUUUUCACCUCUAUUGCAUAAAGCGAUGGGCAAAAGAGGAUGCAAGUGGGGAUGGCAAUGCUUUUCGUUGCCCACACUGUCAAGUUGUGCAGCGGUCUGACCUGAAAUAUUACUGCUUCUGUGGCAAGGUGCGAGAUCCAAAAUAUGAUCCCCACAUCACACCCCAUAGCUGUGGAGAUACGUGCGGAAAGGCUCGCCCCAACAACUGCCCGCAUAGUUGUCCAUUGCCUUGUCACCCGGGGCCCUGCGUGCCGUGUAGUGCCGUAUCCGGCCCCGGUUCGUGUGGAUGUGGCUCCACCUCGUACACAUGGAGGUGUGGUCAACCGGACCCGUUGAAAACAUGCGAUAGAAUUUGUGGGAAGAUGUUAUCCUGUGGAAAGCACUUAUGUCCAGACAAGUGCCACCACGGGGCGUGUCGCGGUUGCUCAAAGCAGUCCACCACGUCAUGCCACUGCGGGUCGGAGGUCAGGCCGAUGCGGUGCGGCUCCACCGUUUUCUCUUGCGGAAAGGUAUGUGGCAGGGAAUUGAAAUGUGGGGUCCACCACUGUGAAAGAAUGUGCCACGAGGGCACAUGUCCUCCUUGCAAGACUGACCCUAGUGUUGUAGCAACGUGUCCUUGUGGCUCAGUACCUCUGGUGGUUGUCAGGACGCGGUGCAGUGACCCCGUGCCAGUUUGCGGCAACGUGUGUGGGCGUUGGCUGGACUGCGGUGAACACAAAUGUGAUGCCAAAUGCCACGAGGGAGGUUGUGAACCAUGCCAGCAGCAGGUCGCAGCGACGUGUUCGUGUGGAAAGACGCAGGCCACUCUUCCUUGUCUGAUGCGGCGUAGUUUUCGUUGUAACAAGGUGUGUAAGGCUGCUCUCUCCUGCGGGAAGCACCAAUGUCGCGCGCGGUGUUGUCCCGCACGUAAAGGAAAUAAUGCUGAUGCGCACUGUUGCCGGCAAGUGUGCAACAAAAAACUUUCUUGUGGCCACAAUUGCAUGGAGUUGUGCCACCGUGGUCCGUGCCCCUCAUGCCCCAAUGUAGUCUCCGAACGCCUACGAUGCAGAUGCGGUGCUGAGGAAUUGAUGCCCCCGCAGCCUUGCGGAACUAAGCCACCACAAUGCAAUAGACCAUGUAGCGUUCCUUUGCCAUGCGGCCACCCGACAGGUAGUCAUAUUUGUCACUUCGGUGACUGUCCGCCAUGUAUGUUUCCAGUUGAACGACUUUGCGCCGGUGGACACCGGAUUGUGCGAAACGUUCCCUGCAGCGCCGAGUCUACAACGUGCACGUAUAAGUGUGGUAAGCAAUUAUCUUGUGGUCACAAGUGUGUGCGGUUUUGUCACGGCGGACCGUGUGUUGAUGAACAGCGACCCUGUGGACAACCAUGUGGAAAAAUUCAAGAUGUCUGUGGUCAUGCAUGUGCGUCAAAAUGUCAUGGAUCGGCAAACUGCCCGGUCUGCAUCGUGGUUGAAGAGCUACACUGCGAAUGCCGCCGUCGAGUUGUUCAGGUUUCGUGUGGGAAAUUAAUUCAGUUCAAGAAAGAACACCAGGGGCAGCGCUACUUGAUUAAGUGCGAUGCGGAGUGCCUGGCUGUGCAGCGUCUUGAAAUUCUCUCGAAGCGUAUAAAGCCGCAUCCACCGAUCAAGUACUCCGUCUUCCUUUGGGAAGCUGCAUUGACCGAUGUAGAACAAAUACGGAAGUUUGAAAGGAUACUUCAUACCUUCGUGGUAGGCUGCGAAGGGGUCAUGUGUUUGGGUGCAAUGGCCGCCCCUAAGCGAGCCAUCGUUCACAACAUGUGCCACUACUAUCACAUAAAUUCUGAGUCUGUCGAUCCUGAGCCCCGCCGUGGAUGCCUACUGACAAGGACGCCCAAAACUAAGCUUCCAGAUCCGUUGCUAAGCGUAGCAAUAGCGACACCUGAGCAGCACUCGCCGUUAUUUUUCAUGGAGCGCAUUUGUCAGGAAGACAAAUUGGUAGCAGCUCACGUUAUCGUGGUGAAUGGCGAGCAUGCAAAUACCGUCACAAUUGCGCGAGUACUGCAUGACUUCGCCGGUGAAUUUGUCUGCGAGGAAGGGGGUCUAAAUAAUGGUGUGCCACGGUUGCGAUUGUUCUUUGUCCAGAAGGCAAAGCGUGGGGAAGCGUAUCGUCACCUGCAAGCGGUUAAACCACCCUUUGAGUUUUACAUUCCGUCUGCAGAUGACGGCAAGGAGUUCAGGAAACUCCAGAACCCUUGGAGCAAAAUAACCUCUUGGAGGGAGAGGGAAACUCGUUAG
Molecule: messenger RNA, 2424 nt
Organism: Trypanosoma brucei brucei TREU927
Lineage: Eukaryota; Euglenozoa; Kinetoplastea; Trypanosomatida; Trypanosomatidae
Exons: 1
Coding region: 1-2424 (807 amino acids)
Biological process (GO): regulation of DNA-templated transcription
Cellular component (GO): nucleus
Molecular function (GO): zinc ion binding; RNA polymerase II transcription regulatory region sequence-specific DNA binding; DNA-binding transcription factor activity, RNA polymerase II-specific
Source: RefSeq, a predicted model, not a curated record